Molecule: messenger RNA, 914 nt
Organism: Ornithorhynchus anatinus (platypus)
Lineage: Eukaryota; Metazoa; Chordata; Mammalia; Monotremata; Ornithorhynchidae
Gene: UBE2F
Product: ubiquitin conjugating enzyme E2 F (putative)
Exons: 11
Coding region: 137-694 (185 amino acids)
Biological process (GO): protein neddylation
Cellular component (GO): nucleus
Molecular function (GO): NEDD8 transferase activity
Source: RefSeq, a predicted model, not a curated record
GGAUGGUCCUGCCGCCGCCGUCGCCAGCGAGGCCUCCAGGUGAUCCAGACGUCACUACGGUGGGGUGAGGCAGCCAGAAGAAGGGGAACGCCUGCUGGAAUUAUGCCAUCACUAGUGAAGGUGAAAGACAGCAGUAAUGCUCACAUUGGCAAGCAAACUGAAGCGGGAUGACGGGGUUAAGGGCCCACGAGCCUCCAAUCCGGCUUCCGAUUCCACGCGGAGGGUGUCCGUUCGAGAUAAACUGCUUGUCAAAGAAGUUGCUGAGCUUGAAGCUAAUUUGCCUUGUACGUGUAAAGUGAACUUUCCCGACCCGAACAAGCUCCAUUACUUUCAGCUUACCGUCACCCCAGAUGAGGGUUACUACCAAGGUGGAAAAUUUCAGUUUGAAACUGAAGUCCCUGAUGCUUACAACAUGGUGCCUCCAAAAGUAAAAUGUUUGACCCGAAUCUGGCACCCCAACAUCACAGAGACGGGCGAAAUCUGUUUAAGUUUACUGAGAGAACAUUCGAUCGAUGGCACUGGGUGGGCUCCCACAAGAACAUUAAAGGAUGUGGUCUGGGGAUUAAACUCAUUAUUCACUGAUCUUUUGAAUUUUGAUGAUCCUUUGAAUAUUGAGGCUGCAGAACACCACAUGCGUGACAAGGAAGACUUUCGAAAUAAAGUUGAAGAUUACAUUAAGCGUUACGGGAGAUGAUGAAGGGAGGUGGCUGGCCAGACCGUGGUGUUUGUGCUCUGAAGAUGUCUUUAUAACUUCUAAACAGAAGAAACAAAAUAUUCCCCAAUGGAGUGUACUAGUCCCGUGCCCAUGUUGUAUUGAAGAAGAAAAACGUCAUAAUUGUCCAUUGGAUAUGGAGAAAUGAGUAUAAAUACAAUGAGAUGGUGUUUUUGGUUUUAAAAAGUCGUUUGCGUGAAAA